AUGACGGGGAAGCGGCCGCCAGGGCCCCUGGACCCUGUGAUAUACAACAAGUUGGCCAUCCUCGAGGCAGAUGCUGUGCACAGGCCCCCCCCGGGGAUCUGCAAGUCGGGCUCCCUGCCUGGCCCGGGCACCGAGGGCCACCUGGGUUACAAGGGAACGUAUUUCACCUACCCUGUGGGCAGCCCCGAGGUGGGCCCAGACACGCUGGCCGGAUGGAACCCCCACAUAGCCUCCUUUGGGGGCGUGAUGGCUGGGCCGCCCCUCAGGGCAGACGGCAUGCUCAUGAACUGUCUCUUGUACCAGCGGGAGGCGGAGAGCGUUCAGCCUGUGGAAAAGAGCCGGGACCACGCAAUGAGGAACCUGCUCCUGGCCCAAGAGAAGUGGACAGGACAUCUGGACCACCGCGACCCGCUUCUCCAUGCCACCCGGGGUUCCCCAUACCUGGGCAUGAAGGGUCCGGGGCCACCAGGCUGUGCCCCCCUGGCAGCCCCCAAGCCUGUAUACCGGAACCCCAUGUGUUAUGUGGACCCGGGCUAUGGGCCACCAUCGUGUUUGGCGCUAGGAGCUCCGGGGACUGAAAGUGGGACCAAGCGGCCACUGGACACGGACUGGACACUUGCUGCACCCUUAUUGCCUCAGGGCAACCCCCACUGCUCCAUGGCCUCAGCGCCCAGCAAGACUCAGCACCUGGAGGCUACCUUCCUGCCUUUGCCUCAAACCGGGGCAGUAGGCAAGGAGUCGGCGGGCAACAUUUCCUCCUACCAGGUAGCCUUGGACAAGUACCGUGCCAUCCGGAGUGCCCUCUUCCUAGAUUCCAAAUACCCCCCGCCUCCGCCAUAUGGAGGACACAAGAAGGCAGCUGAGGGGCUCCCAGGCUCCUGGACGAAGCUUCCACAACCUCCGGUACCCCCCUACCAGGAGCGGGCACCCUCCCACUACCCGAUGGCACUGCAUGAGCAGCCUCUGCUGUACCCACCAGGAUACCCACCCCCAGAGAAGCCCAACAGCUCUGCUCUUUCCCUGCAAUCUCCUAACCCCUACAAGGGUUUCAGCUUUGGGGGAAGCGGGCUGCCAGGCACCUACCCACGCCAGCAGACACCCCGUGGGCCCUGUGUCCCCUCUUCCAAGCUGGAAAGCUGUGCCUACCCCACAGGCCCCAUUCAGGUGAGCUCCCCUGGCCUGAAAGCUGGGACGGCUUCCUCCCACGAGCCCGAGCCACCGGCUACCCCCAAAUGCCAGUUAGACUUCUUCUCCCAGACGCCAGGGUAUGCCUUUGCUCCUCGGGACAACCUGUCCCUUUACGGUACGGCCCUGGGGGCCGGCGGGAUGUCGCCUGCCCACGAUGCUGCCCGGGGCAAGCUAGGAGCUAACCAGCACAGCGCCUUCCAGCUUGUGUGUCAGCACUCGGGGAGUGGAGGGCCAAGUGUGAACCCCGGAUCCCAUGGGGAGCCUUCUUGCCCCGUCUCCCGCCCCGGGAAAGCUGAGAAGCCCAGGCAAGAGUCUGAGGAGAAGAAGUGGUUGUAUAGCUUUGGGAAAGAGGAAACCAGACCCAGGCCUGGGCUGGAAGACCAUCCCUCGACACCUAUUGUCAUUCCUGACAGUCCUGCCCCAAAGACUCCUCCACCUGGCCCAGGCUCGAGCAUCGCGGUGCCUUCCCCCAAGGAGGGCCCGCAGGAGGCGCCUUCCCCCAAGGAGUGCCUGCAGGACCUCCAGCAGACCGAGGGCACCGCACCUCCCCGCUCCCCUCCCAUGCCCAUCAUCAACAACGUCUUCAGCUUGGCGCCCUACAGGGACUACCUGGACAAUCGAUGCGAGAAGGUGCCUGACCUCCCUCUGCCCAAGGCUCAACCCCUAAGCACCACGUGCUCCUUGGAGCCCUGUCCGGCUGCGGCCUCGGAAGCCUACAGUGAGCUGCCCAAGGAAGCAGAGAGCAAAGAUGGACAAGAGGAGGAGAGCCAAGAACCCCUGCUGCUUCCGUGCGGGGAGCCCCCGGAGGAGCCGGAGACUGAGCCUAGCAGCCAGUCCCCUCUCAAGGAGGAAAUGGCACUGGAUUUGAGCCUCAAGAAACAAAUGGUGGAGCUGUCCAAUGGGGCUCUGAGCCAGGAGGUGCCCACUGAGCCUGUGCCAUCCUCAUAUGUGGCAGAACCUAACAAGACUGUCCAGGAGGAGCAGUCCAGGCUUCCUGCUCCCCCUCCCCUGGUACCUUCCAUGGUCGAGACUAUCCCAAGGACUAGCUUCCACAGUUCUGUGGCCUUCAUGUUCCGCAAGUUCAAGAUUCUCCCGCCAACACCUCUGGUCACCAUUGCCUCUGCCCCUAACCCUAACCCUGCCCCUGCUCUCACCUCUGCUCCUGCCCCUGCCCCUGCCCCCACCUCUGCCCCUGCCCCUGCCUCUGCUCCUGCCCCUGCCCCUACCCCUGUUCCUGCCCCUGCUCCUGCUCCCACCUCUGCCCCUGCCCCUGCCUCUGCCCCUGUUCCUGCCCCUGCCCAAUCGCCGACACCCCCCACGCCGCCUGCUGCGUCUGAGCCAGCCCCCGCGGCGGGCAAGGCCAGCAGAGGCUGGGAGCCUGCACCCCCGAAAGUGGGCAGCACCGAGCAACGUUUCACGGGCCUCCAUAUGUCUUUGUGUGAUGCCAUCUCUGGCUUCGUGGCCCAUACCUCGCCAGAACAGCUCCGGGAAUGGCUAGAGGAGAGCAGGCCCCGGGCCGCUGAGGGACGAGCCCGGGACACGUGGCUGAGCUGUGUGGGGGUGAAGGGGCUCCUGGCAGAGCUGCUGGCCCAGCUGGAGACGUUCCUUUUCACCCACAGGUGCCCCUUCCCCCAUGUGGUGCGUGCGGGCGCCAUCUUUGUCCCCAUCUACCUGGUCAAAGAAAAGUUGUUCCCCCGUUUACCCGGGUCCUCGGUGGACCACGUGCUCCAGGAACAUCGAGUUGAGCUUCGCCCCACCACGCUGUCGGAGGAGCGGGCGCUGCGGGACUGCGCCCUUGACGGCUGCACCUCCCGCAUGCUCAAGCUCCUGGCACUCCGGCAGCUUCCAGACAUCUACCCGGACCUGCUGGGCCUCCAGUGGCGAGACUGUAUCCGGAGACAGCUUGUCUUAACACCAAGACUGCAAAACUGGGCGGUGUUGGGCGAGCCGUUGUCAUCUUCCCGAACUCUUGCCACCUUCCUUCAGUCGAAUUAUUGGAUCCCCAACUUCUUGAGAGUCCUAAGUUCGGGUUGGGCUCGGGUGACUAGAGAACUCGACUCAAGUUCGCCCCAGGAAUCUUCAACCCUGAAAGCUUUUUCUACCCCUGAGUCUGCUCACUGCCUUCUGGGCACAGUCGCGCCGUCCAGCCUGCUGGAGAAGCCUUGGUUCUCUGACUCGAGAUUUGACUUCUUAUCCCGACCCCAGCUCUAA
Messenger RNA from Gracilinanus agilis (Agile Gracile Mouse Opossum), 3399 nucleotides. RefSeq names its product chromosome 2 C15orf39 homolog (gene PRMT2IP). NCBI's taxonomy places the organism in Eukaryota, Metazoa, Chordata, Mammalia, Didelphimorphia, Didelphidae. The transcript has 4 exons. The record is from RefSeq and is a predicted model, not a curated record. The coding region runs from base 1 to 3399 and encodes 1132 amino acids.